Molecule: messenger RNA, 3066 nt
Organism: Panicum virgatum (switchgrass)
Lineage: Eukaryota; Viridiplantae; Streptophyta; Magnoliopsida; Poales; Poaceae
Exons: 4
Coding region: 101-2890 (929 amino acids)
Biological process (GO): DNA transposition
Molecular function (GO): zinc ion binding; DNA binding; transposase activity
Source: RefSeq, a predicted model, not a curated record
CGCUCGGGCGGAGGGGGCCGGCGCGUGCGCGCGGCCGCUCGGGCGGAGGAGCGGCCACGGGCGCGCAGCUCCCCGGCUGCGCAGGCAAGCAGGCUGCGCGAUGGAUCCAGAGAUCGAGGGGUGUACAGCAACCAUGGAGUUGGUCAGCAGGCCAAAUCAGAAAAAUUUGAAUCUGGUUGUUAGGGUUUGCUCAUUUUUCAGUUUGUCUGAUGGGAGACCAAAGACAUGGAUGCAGGGUAAAAUCUUGCCAACUCAAACUGUUGACCCACAAAAUUAUGGCAUCCUGCAGUUAGUUGAUUUCAUAGCUGAACACUAUAUGUGGGGUUCGAAACAGCACAUUACUUUGUCGUGCGAGUCAGAAUAUACUAUGGAGAUAAAGUCUGAUGAGGAACUGUUUGAGUGGUUUCAACUUAAUCUAGACAAGGGAGUAGUUCGGAUUAAUGCUCAGAUCAAUGAUUUUGAGGGCCCAUUGCAGUGUUCGCCAACAAAACGUAGGUGUCACCCAUCUGUAAGAAAUAAAGCACCCACCACCACCAAUGAAAGAGCCACUGAGACACCUAUCAAUGAGAGCUGCCCCAAUGAGAGAGUCACAUCCACAAGUAAUAAAAGGAGAGGCACCAAAUGUAAGGGAAAAGGUGGAGAUGAUGAUGAUGAUGGUGUAGGAGUUGAUGAAGAGGGCAUAUAUUCUGACACUGAUUCGCUUGCAGCGCCAAGUGAUAGCAGCUAUGAUAGUGAUUUGGCUGCAUCAUCUGACUCUGAUGAUGAUUGCUCUGACACUGAGUUUGAUCCUAAUGUUGAAGUUGUUGACAAUGAUGAUGAAUAUGACCCUCCCUCCUUUUCAUAUGAUGUUGCUAAUCCAAAUAUUGAUGUAAAUGUGGUGUUUCCAGAUGUGGAUCAGUGCAAAUCUGCAGUUACCCAUCAUGCAAUCUUGCAUGACCAUGCCUUUGAGAUUGUGAAAAAGGACAAGAGCAGAUUUAGAGCUAAAUGCAAGAGAGCCAACCAGGGCUGCAAGUGGACAUUUUUUGCAUCAACUAGUACGAAAUACAUUGGAUGCAAGGUUAAGACAAAUGGACCAAAGCAUACUUGUGGUUCUUUCAACAACUGUGGUGAAACAAUGGCCUCAAACAAAUGGGUGGCUGAAAGAGUGGUGGAUUUAUUGCGGGAUGACCCUGAUAUGGGACCAAGUGAAUUGCAUAGUAUGCUGCAAAAAAAGUACUCCAUAGAUAUUCCAUAUCAUAGAGUUUAUAGAGGCAAACAUAGAGCAAUGGACACUAUAUAUGGCAAGUGGGAUGACAGCUACGACUUGCUACUGACCUAUCAAGCUGAACUUCUCAGAGUUGUACCUGGAAGUAUUGUUGAGCUAGACACCGAAAAAGAUGACAAUGGUGAUUUCUGUUUCAGCAGGUUCUUUGUUGCUCUCAAACCAUGCAUUGAUGGAUUUUUGCAAGGUUGUAGACCCUACAUUGCCAUGGAUGCCACACACUUGACAGGAAGGUCUAGGGGUCAGUUGGCAGCAGCAGUUGCAGUGGAUGGUCACAAUUGGCUAUUUCCAGUGGCUUAUGGUGUGAUUGAGACCGAGUCUACAGAAAGCUGGACUUGGUUUGUUAAUAACUUGAAGAAGGCUAUUGGUACUCCUCUUGGUCUUGUCAUUAGUACAGAUGCGGGCAAAGGUAUAGAGGUGGCUGUACAUGAGGUAUACCCUGGAGUUGAGCAUAGAGAAUGUAUGAGACACUUGUGGAAGAACAUGAAGAAGAAUGGGUAUGGUAGUGAGCUUUAUGGUAAGAAUAUGUGGUGUGCUGCCAAGAGCUUCACAAUUGAUAAGUUCAACUACUUCAUGGGCAAGAUAGAGGAGAAAGAUCCUAGUGCACUUGAGUGGUUGGAUGAGCAUCAUCCAUUUGUAUGGAGUAGAAGCAAAUUCUAUGAAGAUUGCAAGGUAGAUUACAUCAACAAUAAUCUUUCUGAAAGUUUCAAUAGUUGGGUGUCAAAAACCAAGGAUUUUCAGAUUGUUGAGAUGCAUGACAAGAUAAGACAGAUGAUCAUCAAGAAAAUGGUUUUGAGGGCCAAAAUUGGUAGAAAAAUGUCAGGAUACAUCAUCCCAGCUAUCAUCAAUGCUCUGAAUGCUAAAACCAAGACUAUUAAGGACCAUGAGGUGUUGAUAUGUGGGGCUGGAACAGCAGAAGUAACAGUGAACAGAUUCAGACAUGUAGUUAAUUUGGAACAAAGGACAUGUACUUGUAGAGCUUGGCAAGUGACUGGAAAGCCCUGCACUCAUGCUCUAGCUUUUAUUGCUAGGCUUAGCAGGCAUGCAAAGAUGGAUGAAUUUAUUGAUGACUACUUCUCUGUUAAUAGGUUUAGGAAGGCAUAUGCAGGUACUUUCAAUCCUAUGACAUCUAAGGAUAGUUGGCCACGUGUUGAUUUAGGCUACAAAAUCAAGAAACCUAAAUUGAGAAGGAAACCGGGCAGACCAAGAAUAUCUAGAAUGAAGUCAUAUGAUGAGGCUGGCACUAGCAAAAAGAGGAAGCCAUGUUCUGAAUGUAAUGAACUAGGCCACAUAGCCAAGUAUUGCCAAGGAGGUCUCACUGCUAGUCAAAAGAGGAAGCUUUCAGCUUCACAAAAUGGAUCAUCUUCACAAACCUUAGGUGCAAGUGCAACAGAAAAAGGGAGAGGGAGGGGAAGAGGAAGGAGAAAUCCAAGUGAAACUCAAGUUCAAACAGAAAUUGCUGGAGGAGGGAGGGGAAGAGGAAGAGCAAGAGGAAGAGGAAGAGGAAAUCCAAGUGAAAAUGAAACUGGAACCGAAAAUGCUAGAGGAGGAAGGGGAAAAGGAAGAAGGGGAGGAAGAAGGGGAGGAUCAGGAGGGCGAUUGGCUCAAUUGUUAGGAAUAGAUGCAUGAAUGUGAUGCAGCCACCUCUCAUCAUGUACUAUGUUGGGAUGUGAUCUCAUGGUGCUUCUCUUUUGGAUAUGUAUGAUGGGGGGUUCUGAUUUGGUGCUACAUCUCUUUUGGAUAUGUAUAUAUGAUGGGAUGUUAUCUAUCUAUUAUCAACAUAUAUGCAUGUGGUUUCAACUUAA